Molecule: messenger RNA, 3195 nt
Organism: Chanos chanos (milkfish)
Lineage: Eukaryota; Metazoa; Chordata; Actinopteri; Gonorynchiformes; Chanidae
Gene: pkn2a
Product: protein kinase N2a
Exons: 22
Coding region: 191-3130 (979 amino acids)
Biological process (GO): protein phosphorylation; signal transduction
Molecular function (GO): small GTPase binding; protein serine/threonine kinase activity; ATP binding
Source: RefSeq, a predicted model, not a curated record
UGCCUUCUCAUACUCCUAUAAUUAGUGACAAACAAGAAUUCCACCAUGGAGAGUCCUGUGUUUCCUGGCUGACCAUCGUUAUGGUCAGCGAGUACAUUUUAUUGUUUAAGAGGUAGACAUUAAUAAGCUUGUUUUUGGAGUAACUCACCUCCCCUUCCCCGUAGAGUUUGAUUCAAAGUUGAGAGCCAAGAUGGCCGCUGAUCCCAUGCAGGGAGAUGUCAGGGGUCACAUGGUAUCAGAGCUGGGCUUUGGGCACAACCUUGAUCUAUCAGACACCAUGGUGCAGCAGAAACUGGAAGAGAUCAAGGAACAGAUAAAACGCGAGAUCCGCAAAGAACUGAAGAUAAAGGAGGGAGCGGAAAACCUACGUAAAGUUACCACUGACAAGAAGAGGCUGGCGUACGUGGAUAACAUGCUGAAGAAGUCUAAUAAGAAGGUGGAGGAACUGCAUCAGGAGCUUCAAGAGCUCAAUGCUCACAUUGUGGUGAAAGAGCCAGAGGAUCUCCACUUAGAAUGCCCCCUAACGCCAGACACCCCCAACAGUGAGCCGCGAACAUGCACUAGCAGCAGCCGACUAGCUGCCCUGAAGAAACAAAUUGAUAUUGAGCUGAAAGUUAAACAAGGGGCCGAGAACAUGAUCCAGAUGUAUUCAAAUGGCUCCUCAAAGGAUCGUAAGUUGCUGGCGACUGCACAGCAGAUGCUCCAGGACAGCAAGACAAAGAUUGAGUUUAUCAGGAUGCAGAUCCUGAAAGCCAGCCAGACCACUGACAUGAGCUUUGACAGCAAUGAUGUCAUGGCCAAGCCCAUCAUCAGCCCACUGGACCUGCGGGUGGAGGAAUUGUGUCAUCACACACGGAUAGAGUAUGCUGUUGCAGAGGGUGCCAAGAAUGUAAUGAAGCUCUUGGGAUCUGGCAAGCUGGCAGAAAAGAAGACUUACUCUGAGGCCCAAGCCAGGUUCAAUGAAUCCAAUCAGAAGUUGGAUCUUUUGAAGUAUUCUCUGGAGCAGAGACUGAGUGAACUUCCUAAGAACCACCCAAAGAGCAGUGUCAUCAUGGAGGAGUUAUCUCUGAUGGCCUCGCCCGCGCUCAGUCCGCGACAGAGCAUCAUAUCGUCGCCAAACCAGUACAGCACCGUGACCAAACCUGCAGCCCUCACAGGCACGUUAGAGGUCAGACUGAUGGGUUGCCAGGACUUGCUGGAGAAUGUUCCAGGUCGCUCUAAGGCCACGUCCGUGCCUCUGCCGGGGUGGAGUCCCAGUGAUACACGUUCGUCUUUCAUGAGUCGUGGAAGUCGGAGCAGAGGGACCAGUGCUCGCAACUUCUCCAAAAAUGACGACCUGUCCAAUGAGAUCAGUGCCGUGCUGAAACUUGACAAUACAGUAGUGGGACAGACAAGCUGGAAACCUGUUAGUAAUCAGUCAUGGGACCAGAAGUUUACAUUGGAGCUUGACCGGUCUCGGGAACUGGAGAUUUCUGUUUAUUGGAGAGACUGGCGUUCCCUUUGUGCUGUAAAGUUCCUCCGACUGGAGGACUUCCUGGACAACCAGCGGCAUGGAAUGUGCCUUUACCUUGAGCCACAGGGAACUCUGUUUGCAGAGGUAACAUUUUUUAAUCCUGUCAUUGAACGAAGGACCAAACUCCAAAGGCAAAAGAAAAUUUUCUCAAAGCAGCAAGGGAAAACCUUCCUGCGGGCCCCGCAGAUGAACAUCAACAUUGCCACCUGGGGCCGGCUAGUGAGGAGAGCCAUCCCUUCCGUCAACUCCUUCAGUCCACAGGUCACAGACACGGGGCCUAGCAAUGACCCUGCUUCCCCCACCCCUUCCAGUGACCUAACAGUGACUAAGUUGGACUUUGAUAAAGAGCCUACACCUGGUCCAAAGCAUUAUUCCCCAGCCAAUAUCAGAAAGCCACUGCCAGAGGACAAAACACACAGUGAAGAUCCAGUACAGGAAGCCUUGGCGACAUUUGACUUCCUGAACGACAGGAAUAGCGUGGUAGUAAAACCUGACCUCCAGGACAUAGUGCAACACGAGAUUGAGCAGCCAGAUUUAGAGCUUAUAACUGUACAAAAGGAGACAGAAGUAAGGGAACAUGAAGAAGAAGAAGAAGAAGAAGAGGAACAAUUUCAUUUUAGUUUCAAAGACUUUAAAUGUGUAGCUGUGUUAGGUCGUGGCCACUUUGGAAAGGUAUUACUUGCUGAGUACAUUAACACAGGAGAGAUGUUUGCCAUCAAGGCACUGAAGAAAGGAGACAUUGUUGCUCGUGAUGAAGUUGACAGUCUCAUGUGCGAGAAGCGGAUUUUCGAGACGGUGAAUAGCGUGCGUCAUCCUUUCCUGGUGAACCUCUUUGCCUGCUUUCAGACCAAGGAACACGUAUGUUUUGUGAUGGAGUACGCAGCAGGAGGAGAUCUGAUGAUGCACAUCCACGCUGAUGUCUUCUCAGAGCCGCGCGCCUCGUUUUAUGCAGCUUGUGUAGUCCUGGGAUUACAGUUUUUACAUGAACAUAAGAUUGUGUACAGAGAUCUCAAGCUGGAUAACCUGCUUCUGGACACUGAAGGCUAUGUUAAAAUUGCAGACUUCGGUCUCUGCAAAGAAGGAAUGGGCUUUAGGGACAGAACGAGUACCUUCUGUGGCACGCCCGAGUUCCUGGCCCCUGAGGUGUUGACAGAAACGUCGUACACACGAGCUGUGGACUGGUGGGGCCUCGGGGUGCUUAUAUUUGAGAUGCUGGUUGGAGAGUCUCCGUUCCCUGGGGAUGAUGAGGAGGAGGUGUUUGACAGCAUUGUUAAUGAUGAAGUUCGCUAUCCCAGGUUCCUCUCGACAGAAGCCAUCACGAUCAUGCGACGGCUUCUGAGGAGAAAUCCAGAGAGACGACUUGGUGCCGGAGAGAAGGAUGCUGAAGAAGUAAAGAAACAUUUGUUCUUCAGAAACAUUGAUUGGAAUGGAUUACUUGCCAAGAGGGUGAAGCCUCCGUUCGUACCAACCAUCCAUGGCUCUAAUGAUGUCAGUAACUUUGACGAGGAGUUUACGUCAGAGGCGCCGGUCCUGACCCCGCCCAGAGAGCCUCGGCCGUUGAGCCAGGAGGAACAGGAGAUGUUCUCAGACUUUGACUACAUCGCUGACUGGUGUUAGCCAUGUUGUGAUAACCCCCCCUCCCCUCCCACCCAAUACUGUGAACUGUCACAGCACUGACUGUG